This is a messenger RNA of Rotaria sp. Silwood1, 978 nucleotides long. The record is from the annotation of a GenBank genome assembly. Lineage: Eukaryota; Metazoa; Rotifera; Eurotatoria; Philodinida; Philodinidae.
AUGGGCGCUGAACUUUUCUAUUUAUUCGGUCGGGAAAAUCCGGAUGUUAUUGUUCUUCGAUGGCUACGUGCCCGUAAAUGGCAUGUGCCACAUGCUGUUCAAUUUAUGAUGGACACCCUUAAAUGGCGUCAUGAAUGGGGUCUUCAAAGGUUAAUGGGAAAAGGUGAAAGCGAUUUGAUCAAAGAAGAAUGUGCUUCUGGUAAGAUCUACUCGAUGGGUAAGGAUAAAGCGGGUCGUCCUAUUACUUAUGUUCAUACUAAAGAACAUAUUAAAGGACAGUAUCCACUCGCAGCGACGGAAAAAUUGAUCAUUUUUUCCAUUGAAACCGCAAGACUUUUGAUCGAACCUCCUGUUGAACAAGGAACUAUAGUGAUCGACAUGCUCAAUGUUGGUUUACAGAAUUUGGACUAUCAACACAUUAAAUUUAUGAUCAAUGUCGUGCAAAAUUACUAUCCCGAGUGUUUGGGCAUCGCCUUGGUAGUAAAUGCCCCAUGGACGUUCAAUACUGUUUGGAAUGUAAUCAAGUCAUGGCUAGAUCCAGUGGUAGCAAGCAAGAUUCAUUUUGUAAAGAGUUCAACAGAGUUGGCUGAAUACAUCAAUCCAAUGGUUCUUCCGAAACGACUGGGAGGUAAUCAAAUGGAUUUUGAAUUUAACCCGCCAAAACAAGAGGAUGAAGUACAAGUGAACAUUUUUCGAAAAGAUAAGGAAGGUAUGGAGAAAGUGCAAUUGGAACACAGGGAAGCUGCACAACAUUACAUCAAUAUGACAUUAAAAUGGGCUACUAUACAGACACAAGAUGAAGAAUAUGAAAGAUUGAAUAGAGUCCAGGCAGCUAAACGGCUCAGUGCUACGUUUGAACAACUUGUACCUUAUGUUUCUACACGAACACAUUUUCAUCGAACCGGAGAAAUUCAAGAGCCUAUUUUCGAUAUGGCAUAUAAUCGAACCUGUGCUGAAAUCAGUGACACAUCGUCUUAG